Oryza sativa Japonica Group (Japanese rice) is the source of this 1413-nucleotide messenger RNA. RefSeq names its product peroxidase 16. Gene Ontology annotation, molecular function: peroxidase activity; heme binding. Lineage: Eukaryota; Viridiplantae; Streptophyta; Magnoliopsida; Poales; Poaceae. The record is from RefSeq and is a predicted model, not a curated record. Gene Ontology annotation, biological process: hydrogen peroxide catabolic process; response to oxidative stress.
ACCCUAAUUAAACAAAUGGAUCAGAAGCUCUCAGAGCGAGGACGACACACGCCCUCACUCUCCUAUAUAAACGCCACUCACCCAUCGCUUGCAAAACCACCUCGAGCUCAAACACAAUUUAUUACAUUUCAAGCUUGUUUAAGCUCAAGUAGUGAAGAGAAAAACAUCGACAGGAUGAGGAGCUUCCAUUUCGUCGUCGUCCUCGCGCUGGCGGUGGCGAUCUCGUCGCCAUUGGCGGUGGCGCAGCUGAAGCAGAACUACUACGCCAGCAUCUGCCCGAACCUCGAGAACAUCGUGCGCGGGUCCGUGCAGAGGUCGAUGCAGCAGUCGCCGAUCGCGGCGCCGGCGACGCUGAGGCUCUUCUUCCACGACUGCGCCGUCCGCGGGUGCGACGCGUCGGUCAUGAUCAUCAACCCGAACGGCGACGACGAGUGGAGGAACCCCGACGACCAGACGCUGAAGCCGGAGGGGUUCACGACGGUGAUAGCCGCCAAGGCCGCCGUCGACAGCGACCCCCAAUGCCGGAACAGGGUGUCCUGCGCCGACAUCUUGGCCCUCGCCACUAGAGACUCCGUCUUCCUGAGUGGAGGACCGGACUACGCGGUGGAGCUCGGCAGGUUCGACGGCAGGGUGUCGACCAGGAACAGCGUCAACCUGCCUCAUGGCAACUUCAACCUCGACCAGCUCACCGGCUACUUCGGCAGCCUCGGCCUCAGCCCCACCGACAUGGUCGCCCUCUCCGGGGGUCACACCAUCGGGGCGGCGUCCUGCAGCUUCUUCGGCUACAGGCUCGGCGGCGACCCGACCAUGGACCCCAACUUCGCGGCGAUGCUGCGCGGCAGCUGCGGCUCCAGCGGCUUCGCGUUCCUCGACGCCGCGACGCCGCUCCGGUUCGACAACGCCUUCUACCAGAACCUCCGCGCCGGCCGCGGCCUCCUCGGCUCCGACCAGACGCUCUACUCCGACCCGAGGUCCCGCGGCCUCGUCGACCGCUACGCCGCCAACCAGGGCGCCUUCUUCAACGACUUCGUCGCCGCCAUGACCAAGCUCGGCAGGGUCGGCGUCAAGUCGCCGGCCACCGGCGGCGAGAUCCGCCGCGACUGCAGGUUCCCCAACUGAUGACAUGGCACACGAUGCGUUGCACACGUGCGACGUGACGUGAUCUACCUCGAGGGGGAUGCAGGCCUCUGCACUUGUGCAGGUUGCAUGUUCUUGGAGGGCAAUUGGGCGAUAGAUGGCAAUCUUUCCUUUUGGAUUUGGGGAAAAAACAAUCGGUAGUACAUUAUUGUGUGUUCAAAAAUUUAAGUUGUUUUUGUCAACGAUCCGAAUAAGUUGUAAUAUACAACGAUGUAAAAGUGAUUUGUUCGAUUAAUUUGUGUUUGACUUGACUUGACGUGCAGUUUGCCACGAUUU